GGACUCAUCAGAAGCCACAAAUAUUUAGAUCUGGAUAUUUGAGGAAUAAGGUUAUCACGAUUAUCUUAACUAUGAUGUUACGCUACUUUCAUCUUUCGAUGUAGAUGAAUUGUAGCCUUUAUCAUCUCAUGGUGGGGGCUUCACCACCAUGACUUUGGUGAUAGUAGGCGCCACCUCCAUCCUCAUGUUCUUGGUGUAGCCUCACUUCCUUAUGUUGUUGGAGAAGCGCUACCUGGGUCUCCUAUUGCUGGUGGUAGGGCCAAUGCCUGAGGCUACAGCUGGCGUCGUCCCAGCAGGCCGUGUACCGCCUCCCACCCCCGGGGCGAGAGAGCAGAGGAGGUAGGCAAGUCGCGUGAGGAGCUCAGUCGGCCGUAGGAGCUCCUGGAAAACACAAGCAGCAGCUCCGCGCUACAACCCCCUUCACCUACUGCACUCGCAACGUCAGUUGCCUCUAAUCAGCGCUUGACGAACGAUCCCAUUGGGCCUAUAGGCAGCGAUGUGGCGUGCAGUUUUUCUUGUGAUGGUGGGCUUGGCCAUCGUGGCAGCUGGUCCGCUCUCCCGCCAGGUGGGCAUCUCUGACAACAUCGCCGUCACCCUCAGGAACAACACCCAAGUCUGUAUCCUCGACAAGAUAGAGUACGAGGAUGGAGAGUAUCUACCGACGGCAGAUCCUUGUGAAGAGUGUCAGUGCAGGCCGCCGGGGUUUGCUUGCACGGUAAUAGGUUGUGAGUACAAGCCUGGCUGUCGAGCCAUCCAACGAGAUGACAGGUGCUGCCCAGAGUACCGAUGUGACUGCCAGAAAGACGGUGUGGUAUACCUGACAGGCGAACGAGUGGAAGAUCCAAGUAACCCAUGUGAGACUUGUUAUUGCUCGGGCGGGGAGAUCGUGUGUUCUGUGAUUCCGUGUGUGUGGAGGGAUGACUGUGAAGGCCGCCACACUGCUGGCGUCUGCUGCCCAUCCUACGACCAUUGUAGUCAAGAUUCCCCAACUGAAGACGCAAACCCAGACACACAACCACCAACUGAGGCUCAAGAAGCAAGCACUGAACAUCAACCCGAAGCUCAAGAAGCAAUCACCGAACAUCAACCCGAAGCUCAAGAAGCAAGCACAGAUAAACCUGAAGCUCAAGAAGCAAGCACAGAUAAACCUGAAGCUCAAGAAGCAAGCACAGAUAAACCUGAAGCUCAAGAAGCAAGCACAGAUAAACCUGAAGCUCAAGAAGCAAGAACCGAAUAUCAAUCCGAAGCUUUAGAAGCAAGCACAGAUAAACCUGAAGCUCUAGAAUCAAGCACUGAACAUCAUCCUGAAGCUCAAGAAGCAAACACAGAACAACCUGAAGCUCGAGAAGCAAACACAGAUCAGCCUGAAGCUCAGGAAGCAAGCACAGGUAAACCUGAAGCUCAGGAAGCAAGCACAGGUGAGCCUGAAGCUCAAGAAGCAAGCACAGGUGAACCUGAAGCUCAGGAAGCAAGCACAGGUGAACCUGAAGCUCAGGAAGCAAGCACAGGUGAACCUGAAGCUCAAGAAGCAAGCACAGGUGAACCUGAAGCUCAGGAAGCAAGCACAGGUGAACCUGAAGCUCAAGAAGCAAGCACAGGUGAACCUGAAGCUCAAGAAGCAAGUACAGGUGAACCUGAAGCUCAGGAAGCAAGCACAGGUGAACCUGAAGCUCAGGAAGCAAGCACAGGUGAACCUGAAGCUCAGGAAGCAAGCACAGGUGAACCUGAAGCUCAGGAAGCAAGCACAGGUGAACCUGAAGCUCAAGAAGCAAGCACAGGUGAACCUGAAGCUCAAGAAGCAAGCACAGGUGAACCUGAAGCUCAGGAAGCAAGCACAGGUGAACCUGAAGCUCAGGAAGCAAGCACAGGUGAACCUGAAGCUCAGGAAGCAAGCACAGGUGAACCUGAAGCUCAAGAAGCAAGCACAGGUGAACCUGAAGCUCAGGAAGCAAGCACAGGUGAACCUGAAGCUCAGGAAGCAAACACAGAACUUCCAACUAAGGGUCGACAUGAGACAGAUCUUCUAACUGAAGAAGCAGAGACACACUCUCUACCUGAAGCUGUAGAAGCAAAUAGAGAAACUCUAUCCGAAGCUCUACAAGCAGUUACACAAUCUCCAGUUGAAGCUGUAGAAACAGACACAGAAAUUCUUCCUGAAGCGUCCGUUGCUGAGACAGGGUCAUCUACUAUUACUACGGGGCCUGCAACAGCCAAUAAUUCUUCGCUGCCCGAAAAUACAUUAGAUGCCGAUACUGCAGCCUCCGAGGACGCAGUGGUUAGAGUUGCGGUGCCUGAAGCUCUUGUUUCAUUAAAUACCAAAUCCGAGAGUGUUUCCUUAACUGACGAGCAAACCACUGAAGAAGCACCAGUGGUUGAAGCCACUGUUGAAGACACGAAAGCACCAAGUGUAGCUGAAAGUGUACAAACUAAUGUGGAAGCUAUUGAAGCUGCGACUAGUAUACCUGAAGAAAGGGAAGCUGUAACUAGUGCACCUGUACAUGAAGAAGCUAAUAAAGCUGAGACUGAUGCACCUAUAGAUGAAGCUAAUGAAGCUGUUACUGGUGCACCUGUAGAUGAAGCUAAUGAAGCCGUUACUGGUGCACCUGUAGAUGGUGAAGCUAAUGAAGCUGUUACUGGUGCACCUGUAGAUGAAGCUAAUGAAUCUGUUACUGAUGCACGUGUAGACGUGGAAGCUAAUCAAGCUGUGACUGAUGCCUCUGCAGAUGGAGAAGGUAACGAAGGUGUUGUGGCAGAAGCGGAAACAUUGGUGGUAAAGUCUGAAGAGUCACAGGAUGUCAAAGAAAAUGUACAACCCAGUCCAAUUAAUGUAAGUGAUGUAAGAGACACACAAACACUGCCAGAAAGUGUUGAUUCUCAGUCUGAAAAUAAACAAACUGAAGACAUAGAAAUAACAACGAGCUCCUUAAUAACGCCUGAUGAAGGCAAACUUGUCAGUAGAAAAGCUGGGUCAGUACAGGUCAGCAUUAAUGGAGAGGCGUUCCAUAACCUCGCCGCGAUUCAAGAAGCACUCCCAGUAAAGGAAGACGGCGACUUCACUGAUACAUCUAAACAAAUAUCAAAUCAAGAUGGAGACACAGUUGAAAAGGAAUUAGAGAAAGUGGCAGAGAAAUAUGGGCUAAGGCCUGUGGAACAGCACUCUUUGUCUGAUACUGCCGCUCAUACAGAAGAUAAAGGAAAACAAAGUCUUGCAGAUCGUGUCGCACGUCUUGUUCGCAGUUUUCUUUAAAAGUUCAACUACAUUAAAAUGAUAUUUUUUUAUCAUUGCUAAACAUGAGUAAAAUGCAGAGGUAUAUUUUGAUUCGUUAAAAAAUCCUUCAAAAUUAGUUUUAAAAUUAAAAAAAAAAUGUCUAAUUGAAGAUUGUAUAGAAGUUCAUGAAAGCAGUAGAGUGAGCAAGAUUUAAAAGAUAUUAAUACGUCCUACAAAUUUGCUGAAAAUACAUAUAAAACGUAAAAUGUUAAAACAUAAAUGUUCGUAUCACUGUAUACACGAUGCUACUUUAUUUUAUAGUAAGAGCUUAAAACCACACCCGGGUUUCCGGAUACACAUGGAGAUUUAAGACACUGAUGUACACAAUGAUCCACGGAUCUCCGGGGUACAUUGGCCAGGGCAUUGUUGCAGAGCUUGUGUUAGGAAUCUGGGUUCACCUGGCUUACACCACUCCAGUUCAGUAUUGAGGCAUACAUAUGAAGGUCAUGAAAUGCAAGUAAACGAGCUUGUUCAGUUUAUGGCGACAGUUUAACCCGGAUAGCUCAACACUGAUGCCGAGCAAGUGUUGAUUACAUUUUAUUUCCCGAAUAUUAAUAACCUGUCCAAGUCACCUGUAUAUAACAUAGUUUCACACCUGUUGUGUGUAAGCCAAGAUGGUGAAAUAUCCCAGUGAUUUUUCAUUAUAACUGUUUUCCUAUUUAUUACAAUCAUUAGCAUUAUGUGUACUUUGCGUCCUUCGCGAAUGCGCAUAUACCGGAAUAACAAGACUCAACGGACAAAAUAUGUAUUGUUCUCAUGUAUUUAUCCUCCAUUAGUGACUGCUGAAUGGCAUGAUUUUCAUGUUCUCAGUUCACUUGAUCCUAUAUUUGGAUUUUCGCUACAUUAAUAAAAGUUCAAUGAAAAUAUGACCAGUUAAAUUCCGGUAUAUACGCAAUAUAGCAUUAAGGUUGGUUUCUUGUAAUAUUCAAUAUUAAAUUUUAUUCCAAGUG
This is a messenger RNA of Cherax quadricarinatus, 4218 nucleotides long. Its product is annotated as fibrous sheath CABYR-binding protein. Gene Ontology annotation, biological process: leukocyte tethering or rolling. The record is from RefSeq and is a predicted model, not a curated record. Gene Ontology annotation, cellular component: plasma membrane. Lineage: Eukaryota; Metazoa; Arthropoda; Malacostraca; Decapoda; Parastacidae.